Molecule: messenger RNA, 3050 nt
Organism: Cajanus cajan (pigeon pea)
Lineage: Eukaryota; Viridiplantae; Streptophyta; Magnoliopsida; Fabales; Fabaceae
Product: G-type lectin S-receptor-like serine/threonine-protein kinase At1g34300
Biological process (GO): recognition of pollen; protein phosphorylation
Molecular function (GO): protein serine/threonine kinase activity; ATP binding
Source: RefSeq, a predicted model, not a curated record
ACAUCAGAUUUUGUAGUCAGCAAAAGAUUUUAUAGCAGCUACAUAACAUACCCUUUGCUUCCUCUCAUAUUUAACAAGCUUUGGUUUUACGAGCCUUACAAGGUUAAAGUCAGAGUAUUAUUUGGUUCAAUCAUAUGUCAAAAUCCACAACCACAACUAGAAACUGGGUCCCCGUUUCCAUGCACACUACAAUGACCGCGGGGGAGGGACAAGUCAAAGUCUUCCAACCCCCCAUUUCAUUUCUUCCACACACGAAGCCAAAACACCAUUAAUAAAAACCCAUCCAACGCAUUGGCUACAUUAUUAAAUUCACACCCUUGCACACAACCGAAUCAUCAGAAAACAUGUUCCUCAAAACCCAUUUUCUGCUCCUGGCUCUUGUUUUAGCAACCACAACGGUUACUACCGGCAUAACCCCAGGUAACACUCUCUUCACCAACCACAUGUGGUCUUCUCCCAACGCCACCUUCUCUCUUGCUUUCGUCCCCGUUCAGCCACCGACCACCCCUCCUUCCUUCACCGCCGCAAUCGUCUUCUCCGGCGGCGCCCCCGUCGUCUGGUCUGCUGGCAACGGCGCUGCCGUGGACUCCGGCGGCUCCCUCCAGUUCCUCCGCAACGGCGCCCUCCGCCUCGUCAACGGCUCCGGCGCCACCGUGUGGGACUCUGGCACGGCGGGCCGCGGCGCCACCUCAGCAACCCUUGAAGAGAGUGGCAAUUUGGUAAUUUGGAAGGGCACGGGUACCCUCUGGUCAAGCUUUGACCAUCCCACCGAUACCCUUUUGCCUUCUCAGAAUUUCACUGUUGGUAAGUCUCUCACAUCCCAAAGUUACUCUUUUAGUCUUCUUGCAAAUGGGAAUUUGAUCCUCAGGUGGAACAAUAGCAUAGUGUACUGGACCCAGGAUUUGAACUCUUCUCUGAAUGUGAGUUUGGAUUCACCUGUGUUGGCGUUGUCAUCGAUUGGCCUUUUGCAAAUUUCCGAUACCAAAUUGAACACUCCUGUUGUUAUUGCUUAUAGUAGUGACUAUGCUGAGGAGAAUAUUGAUGUGUUGAGGGUGUUGAAGUUGGAUAAUGAUGGCAAUUUGAGGAUUUAUGGUACCAAUAAGGGUAGUAUUAGAUGGACUGCUGUGCUUGAUCAGUGUAAGAUUUAUGCUUACUGUGGGAACUAUGGUGUGUGUAGUUACAAUGGUUCGAGCCCGAGUUGCGGGUGCCCUUCAGAGAAUUUCGAAAUGGUUGAUCCAAAUGAUGCUAGAAAAGGGUGCAGGAGGAAGGUGAGUCUCAACAAUUGUCAAGGGAGUCUAUUGACCUUGGAGCACACCAUGAUCUUGACUUACUUCCUUGACCCUGCGUCGCGGACGCUUUCCCAAGAUUUAUGUAGGACAACUUGUCUUUCAAAUGCUGGAGCCUGUUUUGCUUCUACUUUCUUGUCGGAAGGCUCGGGGCACUGUGUGAUUAAAUCAGAAGAUUUUGUUAGUGCAUAUCAGAGUUAUUUACUGCCUAGCACUUCUUAUGUCAAGGUUUGUCAGUCGCCGGCACCAAAUCCGCUACGUGUGAGGGAAAAGAGGUCCAACGUGCCUGCUUGGGUUGUGGUGGUGGUUGUUUUCAGUACUCUUUUGGGUUUGGUUGCCUUGGAAGGUGGUUUGUGGAUGUGGUGUUGUAGGAACAAGACAAGGUUUGGUGGUUUGCCUGCUCACUAUGCACACCUUGAGUAUGCUUCUGGUGCGCCAAUCCAGUUUUCUUACAAGGAGCUCCACAAGGCAACAAAGGGGUUUGAGGAAAAGCUUGGAGCUAGUGGAUUUGGUUCUGUGUAUAGAGGAACUCUCGUUAACAAAACUGUUGUUGCUGUGAAGCAACUUGAGGGCAUUAAGCAAGGUGAGAAGCAGUUUAAGAUGGAAGUUGCCACUAUAAGUAGUACUCAUCAUCUCAAUUUGAUGAGACUCAUUGGCUUUUGCUCUGAAGGGCGCCACCGGCUUCUAGUUUAUGAGUUCAUGAAAAAUGGGUCUCUUGGUGAUUUUUUAUCCCAAAGAGAACAACAUUCAGAAAAAAUGUUGAAUUGGGGGUAUCGAUACAACAUUGCAUUGGGCACUGCAAGAGGCAUCACAUACUUGCACGAGGAGUGUCGUGACUGUAUAGUCCAUUGUGACAUAAAACCUGAAAACAUUCUAUUGGAUGAGAACUAUGUUGUCAAAGUCUCUGAUUUGGGUCUUGCAAAGCUCAUUAGUCCCAAGGACCUUAAACAUCGGACCUUGACAAAUGUGAGAGGAACCCGAGGUUAUUUAGCCCCUGAGUGGCUUGUGAAUCUUCCCCUAACAUCCAAAUCUGAUGUUUAUAGCUAUGGCAUGGUCCUGUUAGAGAUUGUGAGUGGGAGGAGGAGUUUUGAAUUAUCAGAGGAAACAAAUAGAAAGAAGUUUUCUAUUUGGGCUUAUGAAGAGUAUGAGAGAGGUAACAUUAGUGGAAUUUUGGACAAAAGACUAGUUGACCAAGAAGUUAAUAUGGAACAAGUAAGAAGAGCAAUUCAAGCAAGCUUUUGGUGCAUCCAAGAGCAACCGUCUCAGAGACCAAUAAUGAGUAAAGUGUUGCAAAUGCUAGAAGGGGUAAUAGAGAUUGAAAAGCCACCUGCCCCAAAAUCAAUGAUGGAAGGAGCUGUUAGUGGAACCAGCUCAUACUCGAGUAGCAAUGCUAGUGCAUUCUCCGUAGUUGGAGUUUCACCCCCUGGUCCCUCUUCUUCAUCUUCAUUUCUGACUAGUGAUGUUUCAACCUUCACCUCAAGAAUGAACACUGAGAAGCCAACCUCAUCUCUUUUACAAUCAGACCCUGAUAGAAACAUCCAACAUAUAUAACAUCUUCCAUGCGCUUUUAAUUAGCAUCCCUGACAACUUUAGAAUCAUAAGUCGCGGGUCGCUUCAAUAAUCAAGUCACUAAGAACUUAUAGCUUUAUUUCUUGCUUGAGAACAAUUCUCAUGUUUUAUUUCUAAUAAAUAAAAUCAUUUAUUUGAUUAUAUGUCCUUCUAAAAGACAAUUUGCAAUAGGGGUGAGCUUGGGUCAAACUUAUC